Molecule: messenger RNA, 1255 nt
Organism: Odontomachus brunneus
Lineage: Eukaryota; Metazoa; Arthropoda; Insecta; Hymenoptera; Formicidae
Exons: 5
Coding region: 265-915 (216 amino acids)
Source: RefSeq, a predicted model, not a curated record
CGCGACUGCUCGUCAGUUCAUUCCUUCCCCGUAUUUCCGAAUCGUCGGAUCCAGCCACGCACUCUCGGCCCUUGGGUUCUAUUCGUCGAAUACCUGUGGCCUUCGUCAUCGUCGUCAACGUCGUUCGACGCCGAAGUCCUCCCGUAACUCGUCCCUAGGUAAGUCCGAGUUCGUUGCACUCGGGCGGCCAGGCCAGGAGAAAAGGAACUACCUUCCUUCGAAACCCCACAACAUCCUCAAGGACCGCUUCUUCAGUCCGGGAGUAUGAGGGCUAUUUGCUUACUCCUGCUCGGCGUCGCCGUCGUGAGUGCCCAGCGUCGUUUAGCCUUGCCCGAUCCGCGAAGCUGCGCGAGCCGCGUUCGUCACGCAUCGUACAGGGAUGGCAGGGGGGUCGCUCACUCAUACUUCUUCAGCUGGGAACAUCAGCCGACCAGAAGUCUUGAGGUUGACUGGCUGGACGCUCGCAACAUCUGCCGUCGUCACUGCAUGGACGCUGUGUCCCUGGAGACUCCACAAGAGAACGAAUACAUCAAGCAGAGAGUAGCGAGAGGAAACGUAAGAUACAUUUGGACGUCUGGUCGCAAGUGCAACUUCAACGGUUGCGACCGAGCUGAUCUCCAGCCCCAGAACAUCAACGGAUGGUUCUGGUCCGGAUCUGGCGCCAAGAUCGGACCAACGACCCAACGUAACUCCGGAGACUGGAGCAAUACAGGAGGAUACGGUCAGCCACAACCGGACAAUCGCGAGGCUGCACAGGGUAAUGACGAGUCUUGCCUGUCUAUCUUGAACAACUUCUACAACGACGGCAUCAAGUGGCACGACGUGGCGUGUCAUCACGUGAAGCCCUUCGUGUGCGAGGACAGCGACGAGCUCCUCAACUUCGUCGCGUCCCGAAAUCCAGGGCUCCGUUUGUGAAAGGCGACCGCGGCGGACUCUCGGGCAAGCAGACUAUCGUCGUGCAUCGAAGAAAGAAGCGCGAGGAACGGAGACGCGGCGGUGUUACACGAGCGGUGUUACCGUGCGCUCGCGCGCGCACACGUCUCUGUCUCUCUACUCUUUCUCUCUGUCGCACCUUUAUUUAUAAUUACAUACUAACCGAUAUCUCCUUCUUUUUAACGGCCGCGAUUGUAGUGCUACGCGAUUCACCGUAAGCGGAAUGAUAGGUAGCUCGAAUGCAUUUAGUAUUAUAUACAACGUAAUUCUUGUAAUUUUUGUAUUCUUUUCGUAAGAGAAUAAAUGCAUUAUCUCAUUUGUA